This is a messenger RNA of Urocitellus parryii (Arctic ground squirrel), 2235 nucleotides long. It is a transcript of the gene Kif2c, whose product is annotated as kinesin family member 2C. The record is from RefSeq and is a predicted model, not a curated record. Gene Ontology annotation, molecular function: microtubule binding; ATP binding; microtubule motor activity. Gene Ontology annotation, cellular component: microtubule. NCBI's taxonomy places the organism in Eukaryota, Metazoa, Chordata, Mammalia, Rodentia, Sciuridae. Gene Ontology annotation, biological process: microtubule depolymerization; microtubule-based movement.
AUGCCCAUGGACUCAUCAUAUCAGGGCCGCUUGUUUCCCGGUCUUUCCAUCAAUAUCCAACGCAGCAAUGGCUUAAUUCACAGUGCCACAGUAAGGACUGUGAACCUGGAGAAAUCCUGUGUUUCAGUGGAAUGGACAGAAGGAAGUACCACAAAAGGCAAAGAGAUUGAUUUUGAUGAUGUGGCUGCAAUAAACCCAGAACUCUUACAGCUUUUCCCCUUACACCUAAAGGACAACCUGCCCUUGCAGGAAAAUGUAACAGUCCAGAAACAAAAACGCAGAUCAGUCAACUCCAAAAUUCCUGCUCCAAAAGAAGGUCUUCGAAGCCACUCUACUCGUAUGUCCACUGUCUCAGAGGUUCGAAUCACCGCUCAGGAGAAUGAUAUGGAGAUUGAACUACCUGCAUCUACCAACUCCCGCAAGUUUUCAGUUCCCACGGGCCCCCCUAGGCCCUCCUGCCCUGCAGUGGCGGAAAUACCAUUGACGAUGGUCAGCGAGGAGGUGGAAGAGCAAGUUCACUCCAUCCGAGGCAGCUCUUCUACAAACCCUGUGAACUCAGUUCGGAGAAAAUCAUGUCUUGUGAAGGAAAUGGAAAAAAUGAAGAACAAGCGAGAAGAGAAGAGAGCGCAGAACACUGAAAUGAGAAUAAGGCGAGCCCAGGAGUAUGACAACAGCUUUCCAAACUGGGAAUUUGCCCGGAUGAUUAAAGAAUUUCGGACUACUAUGGAAUGUAAUCCACUUAAUGUGACUGAUCCUAUUGAAGAGCACAGGAUUUGUGUGUGUGUGAGGAAACGCCCUCUGAAUAAACAAGAAUUGGCCAAGAAAGAAAUUGAUGUGAUUUCCGUUCCUAGCAAGUGUCUCCUCCUGGUACAUGAACCCAAAUUAAAAGUGGACUUAACAAAAUAUCUAGAGAACCAAGCAUUUUGCUUUGAUUUUGCAUUUGAUGAAACAGCUUCAAAUGAAGUUGUCUACAGGUUCACAGCAAGGCCACUGGUACAGACAAUUUUUGAAGGAGGAAAAGCAACUUGUUUUGCAUAUGGGCAGACAGGAAGUGGCAAGACUCAUACUAUGGGUGGAGACCUGUCUGGUAAAGCUCAGAAUGCAUCCAAGGGGAUCUACGCCAUGGCCUCCCGGGACGUCUUCCUCCUGAAGAAUCAGUCCCGCUACCGGAACCUGGGCCUGGAAGUCUAUGUGACAUUCUUCGAGAUCUACAAUGGGAAGCUGUUCGACCUGCUCAAUAAGAAGGCCAAGCUGCGUGUGCUGGAAGAUGGCAAGCAACAGGUGCAGGUGGUGGGGCUACAGGAGCACCUGGUUAACUCAGCCGAAGAUGUUAUCAAGAUGAUCGACAUAGGCAGUGCCUGCAGGACUUCUGGGCAGACAUUUGCCAACUCCAACUCCUCCCGCUCCCAUGCCUGCUUCCAGAUUAUUCUUCGAGCCAAAGGGAGAGUGCAUGGCAAAUUCUCUUUGGUGGAUCUGGCAGGAAACGAGCGAGGUGCAGACACUUCCAGUGCUGACCGGCAGACCCGCAUGGAAGGCGCUGAAAUCAACAAGAGUCUCCUGGCCCUGAAGGAGUGCAUCAGAGCCCUGGGACAAAAUAAGGCUCAUACCCCAUUCCGUGAGAGCAAGCUGACACAGGUCCUGAGGGACUCCUUUAUCGGGGAGAAUUCAAGGACUUGCAUGAUUGCUAUGAUCUCACCAGGCAUAAGCUCCUGUGAAUAUACUUUAAAUACACUAAGAUAUGCUGACAGAGUCAAGGAGCUGAGUCCCCACAGUGGGCCCAGUGGAGAGCAGCCAACUCAAAUGGAAACAGAAGAGAUGGAAGCCAGCUCUAAUGGGCCGCUGAUCACAGGCAAUAAUUUCUCCAAAGAAGAGGAGGAACUAUCUUCCCAGAUGUCCAGCUUUAAUGAAGCCAUGACACAGAUCAGGGAGCUGGAGGAGAGGGCCAUGGAAGAGCUCAAGGAGAUUAUUCAGCAAGGACCAGGCUGGCUUGAGCUCUCUGAGAUAUCUGAGCAACCAGACUAUGAUCUGGAGACCUUUGUGAACAAAGCAGAAUAUGCUGUGGCCCAGCAAGCCAAGCACCUCUCAGCCUUUCAAGAUGUCAUCAAGGCUUUGCGCCUGGCCAUGCAGCUGGAAGAGCAGGCUAGCAAACAAAUGAACAGCAAGAAACGGCCCCAGUGACAACUGCAAAUAAAGAUCUGUUUGGUCUUCACACCCAGCCUCCACUCUGCCCCUCCC